This is a messenger RNA of Neoarius graeffei (lesser salmon catfish), 4224 nucleotides long. It is a transcript of the gene lyn, whose product is annotated as LYN proto-oncogene, Src family tyrosine kinase. NCBI's taxonomy places the organism in Eukaryota, Metazoa, Chordata, Actinopteri, Siluriformes, Ariidae. Bases 119 to 1666 code for a protein of 515 amino acids. Gene Ontology annotation, cellular component: extrinsic component of cytoplasmic side of plasma membrane. Gene Ontology annotation, biological process: cell differentiation; protein phosphorylation; cell surface receptor protein tyrosine kinase signaling pathway. Gene Ontology annotation, molecular function: signaling receptor binding; ATP binding; non-membrane spanning protein tyrosine kinase activity. The transcript has 13 exons. The record is from RefSeq and is a predicted model, not a curated record.
GCGCGCUGCAGUUCCUCUUUAUCUCUCCGGUGCGGCUCAAUGAGGCGCAGCUCCCAAAGCCCCAGAUCCUCCUUUUACUGCGCCCUGGAACUCUCCAUCUACACACCUCACAGAAAUCAUGGGUUGUAGAAAAUCCAAGCUUGACGACGGGCAGAGUGGAGGUGCGUUUGGCGUGGUGAAGCGCGAGCCUGUACAUCCUGAAAAAACGGUAUAUGUGAGAGAUCCAACCUCCCCUAAACCCCACACUAUAAAUAAUGCUCCUCCGUCAGGACUCCUACCUGGGCAGAGAUUCCAACAGAUGGAAGAGCAACGGGAACACGGCAAAAUAGUCGUCGCUCUGUACCCGUACGAGGCGAUCCACCAGGAUGAUCUGGGAUUUAAGAAGGGGGAGAAGAUGAAGGUUCUUGAAGAGCAUGGCGAAUGGUGGAAGGCAAAAUCUUUGAGCACAAGGAAAGAAGGUUUCAUCCCCUCCAAUUAUGUCGCCCAGGUGGACACCAUGGAGACGGAGGAAUGGUUCUUCAAAGAAAUCACAAGGAAAGACGCAGAGAGACAACUUCUAGCACCUGCUAACAAACCCGGUUCCUACCUCAUCCGAGAGAGCGAGACGUCCAAAGGAAGCUACUCACUAUCCAUCCGAGACACGGGUCCUCAGGGUUCCGAUGUUGUCAAACAUUACAAAAUCCGGAGUCUGGACAAUGGCGGCUACUACAUUUCUCCCAAAAUCACAUUCCCGGAUAUUACAAAAAUGAUCCAUCAUUACCACAAGCAAUCAGAUGGACUGUGUCGUAAACUGGAGAAACCGUGUGAAAAACCAAAAGCUCAGAAGCCAUGGGAUAAAGAUGCAUGGGAGAUCUCGAAAGAGUCCAUCAAAAUGGUGAAGAAGCUUGGGGCGGGGCAGUUCGGAGAGGUGUGGAUGGCAUAUUACAAUAACAGCACGAAGGUGGCAGUGAAGACACUGAAGCCAGGCACCAUGUCCGUCGAGGCUUUCCUGGAGGAAGCGAACCUGAUGAAGACGCUUCAGCAUGACCGGCUCGUUCGCCUGUAUGCCGUCAUCACCAAAUCUGAGCCCAUCUACAUCAUCACUGAGUUCAUGGCUAACGGUAGCUUGUUGGAUUUCUUGAAGAGCAGCGCCGGCUCCAAUUUACAGCUUCCCAAACUGAUUGAUUUUUCCGCUCAGAUAUCAGAAGGCAUGGCCUACAUCGAGAAGAAGAAUUACAUCCACCGAGACCUGAGAGCCGCCAACGUGCUGGUGUCUGAGAGCCUGCUGUGUAAAAUCGCAGACUUCGGCUUAGCCAGAGUCAUCGAGGAUGACCAGUACACAGCCAGAGAAGGAGCAAAGUUCCCCAUCAAAUGGACGGCACCGGAGGCCAUCAAUUACGGUUCCUUCACCAUCAAGUCUGACAUGUGGUCUUUUGGCAUUCUCAUUUAUGAAAUAAUCACGUACGGGAAAAUCCCUUAUCCAGGAAUGAGCAACGGUGAGGUCAUGUCCUCUGUGCAGCGUGGCUACCGCAUGCCACGGCCUGAAAACUGUCCCACUGAGCUGUACGACAUCAUGAGCACCUGCUGGAAAAAUAAACCUGAAGACCGACCCACCUUUGACUACAUGCAGAGCGUCCUGGAUGACUUCUACACGGCUACUGAGGGCCAGUACCAGCAGCAGCCAUGAGCCCAGAGUUCCCAUCCUGCUGCUCUGACAUUAUUUAUACUCAUCAAAAGGACCUUGUAUAAAGGAAAUGUAUACUUACACAACAUGGUGGUGUAGUGGUCAGCACUGUUGCCUAACAGCAAGAAGUUUCUGGGUUCGAGCCCAGCGCCUGACGAGGGCCUUUCUGUGCGGAGUUUGCAUGUUCUCCCCGUGUCUGUGUGGGUUUCCUCCGGGUGCUCUGGUUUCCCCCACAGUCCAAAGACAUGCAGGUUAGGAUAAUUGGUGGCUCUAAAUUGCCCAUAGGUGUGAAUGUGUGUGUACCAUGGUCAGAUAUGAGUAGUAUGCCUUUGACUCGGCCAUGUUGAGCUGCGUCCUUUGUAAUUCAGCUGAAUUAAAUUAUGAUUAACCAGUGUAAAUGUAAGGACAGUCAUGCAUCAGGAAGAAAUAAUGUAUACAUGUAAAUAGAUAUUAUAUAUAUAUAUAUAAUUUUUUUUUAUCUCCCAGCUUGCUUACAUUUAAGCAAGAUCAAAACAAUUUCUUCAAAUUGAAGUUUUAUCUGCUUGCCUGUAAAAUGAUAAAUAUGUGAAUUUUUUAUGAACAUUCUUAUAAUCAUAAUCCCACUAUUAAAGAAGACUGAAUUGCAUGCAGCUACGAUAACGAUGAGUUUAUAAUCCGCCACUUCUGAAACAUUCACUGAGCAAAAAUCCAGCAUCAUUUCAUAAUUAAAAAAACAUACAGAAAUAUAGAACAGCAAUAAAUUUCUGAUAUCUUCACUGAACAGAAAUCCAGCAUUGCCAGUAUUAUAAUUGCAAGUUUUUACGGAAUCCAUAACCAUUAAUUUUCCAUCCAUCAUCAUUAAAAUACUGUACGUUAGAAAUAGUUACCAAAAAUAAUGCAGCUGACUGAUUCAUGUGUGUUAAUCAUCGAACCUUAGCUCAUAGUGAUACAUGGUUCAUGAAUGAAUCGACUCUGAGUCAACUCUUAAGGUAUUUGCAUAUCUGAACCAUUUCUUCUUCUUCUUCGCAGGCAGUACCAUUACUCUUGCAAUGUAAUUUAAUCAAAAUUCCUUACGAGAAAUUUCUUUUCAACACCUGAACGUUGAUAUUUAACAGUUGCAUGUUAAUAAAUCCAAUUUUAAAACAUUCCAUACAAACAGAGCAGAUAUAACACCGAACCAUGUGACUUACAUCCCUUAUGUCAUCAUUUAUUUAUUUAUUUGAAAAAUGCUUCUUAAAUGGUCAAAUUUAUCUUUGUCCAAUUUAGAGCAAAAAAAAGAAUCAAAGGAGUCAAAUCUUGGUUCAAGGAGUCAAAUGAUACGACACUGCAAAAAGAUGGCCUCCCCAACACCACCGACUACAAACUCACAUGUUAAACACAAUAUUGUAUUGAACUUGGUCUUGAGGAUGAUCUCCAGUCCAUUUCCCUCUAGUUAAGGGAUGAUUUAUUAACAUACUGAUUCAUUUAAAGUAUUAUAAAUGAAGGCGGAGAGAUUGAGCCAAAUAUUUUCAUUUUCAAAGCAAUCAUUUGUGACCUGAAUGGUUUGUAAUUAUAUGUUAAAUAUUUAACAUACAUAACACUGACAGCAGGGAUCAUGGUUCGAUCUUGUGCUGCAGUUUCUCAUGAAGAACUCUUUAUUUUUCAAUGGAACUUUUUCCCCCACACAAUUUGCCAUAAUGGACAUCACAAUACUGCACUGAGGUGAUUUCUCAUAGCUCUUAGGAGGCUCAUGGUCAAAAGUUCAAAGUUUAGAGACUGGAGUUUGACACAUCAUGAAGUUAAUGUCAUGGAAGAUCACGGAAAAGUGAACAGUGUAUCAUAUGAAGGACAUGAUUUAAGAUGCACUGAGGUUUGAGGAUAUAUCUAUACGUACAGAACUGUGCAAAAGUCUUGGGCGCAUGUAAAGAAAUGCUGUCGAACAAAAAUGGCUGAAAAAUAAUGAAAUGUUUCAGCAUUAACAAAGUCAAUAUUUGGUGUGAGAUGAAAUUUCCUUUGCUUUAAAAAAAAAAUAGUAGUCUUAGCUCCAGUGAGGUCAGUUUUAUGCGGAAAUGAUCUGUAGGUUUUCCUGAGCAUCUUACAGAACCAGCCACAGUUCUUCUGGACACUUUGACUGUCACACUCACUUCUUCAUUUUACACCAAAACCCAGCAGCCUUCAUUAUGUUUUCAUUUUUAAUCUGAAAAGUGCUCUCUUAUGGAAUAUGCUGUUCAAUUUUUUUUCUGUAACAUUUAAUUUUGUGCUGGAAAAAAGAACAUUUGGAACUUUAAAAUGUUUUUGUAAUGUUUUGACUCGAUAAUGUAGAAGCCAGAAAUUUAUAACAAAGUUUGUGUGAAAAAAAAAAAUAGGGGACCUAAGACUUUUGCAUAGUACUGUGUGUGUGUGUUAUAUAAGAAAGACUGAUGCUACUAAAAUGGAUUGAGUCCUGGAAUAAUUUAAAUUAAUGCAGGUACUAUGUUGUUGUUGUUAUUCAGUUGCAAUUAAAUCUUCUUCUUCUAUCGAUCUUAAAUAUUGUUUUUUGAGAUUGUUUGCUGUACAUAAAUUCAUGGUGUAGAAAUAUUACACUUGCUGUUUUGAUAUAAUGU